GUUUUUUUUACAUCGUUCACAAUAGUAAAUUUCCGGACGACGGCCGCUAAAAUAGCUGAAUAGACAACACUGGUAACUGAACGCAGUUCGACCGCGUGUAGAUUUUAGCAUGAAGUCGGCCGCUACCACAGGCAUACUCAAUCCAACAGAUACUUUCAAUUCGCCAGAUACUUUCGUUGUGAACGGUCGUGCUUCUGUCGGAGAAGUUUAAAAGGAACCGAGAAAAUUUAAAAAUCGAAAAUUAUAUUCUAACUAGUGUAAGAUUGUGCCAAAGCUCAUAUAUGUACGACACUAUCGUUUAAAGUGCAAAUGAUAGGCAUCACAAUAUAUUAUACGUGAGAUGUCAAACAGUGUCUAUUGAUAUCAAAUUAGUCUUUGCAAAUAAAUUAAUAAUAUUUACUGCAAAGCAUUGUUUAAAACCGAGUUGUACCAAUUUUGGAUUACGCGCUUCCUCAUUAUUGCCAUUGCGACUAUGGCGAAUACCCACCCAGAAAAACUCUUUAUGCAUCUAAACGCAUUGGAAUUAGCAGCUAUUAUUAUGAAAGAUUCACCCAAUUCCAACGACCGUGAUGCGGGUUUUUGUUCCGCAAGUUCGGAAAGCGAAGGCGGUGAGGACCUGGCGCACGAGCACGCGCUCAGUGGCAGUCCCGACAUUGGAUCAAAAGGAACAGACAACUCGGCGGACUCUAAGCCAAUAGCACUUACACGUAACAAACGGAAGAGUACGGAACCCUCAAAAGUGGUUGGCUUGCCUACAACCACCUCUAGUUCGUUGCCUGGCCCUUCGUGCAAUGCGAGUAUGAAUGCUACGGGUCCGUUGAAAAAACGUAUACGCUAUACCUCUUCUGCUGAUUCGGCGGUAGUGCUGUCACCUCCGGUCAUAGACUCUCCACCACCCAACAGUUAUUUGCCUUCCACGUUAGGCUCGGUGCAGGAAAUUAUGCCGAAUCCGGCUCACAUAUUUGUCCGGCAUCCAGGGGUAACUACUCUUCACAGACCGUUUCUAGCCCAUCCAGAACAGCUAGAACCACUUGCACUAGUGAGCAAAAAGAAUCAAAGCGUCGAUAAUACUGCUUUAAAAACUGAGAUUUUUGCAACUUUGAAUGGAAAACAGCAAUCUGCCAGAAAGGUGUUGCAAAAAAAGACGCCAAAUGUAUCAACGUCAUCUACAGUGUUGGACGUCAGUCUUAGCGAUGAAGAUCUAUGCAAGGCGGGAUUAGCACUUGAAAUGUCUAUAUCGCGACCUCAACAACAUCAACGCAAUUACAAAAAUAUGACGAGGGAGCGGCGGAUCGAGGCAAACGCUCGUGAGCGGACCCGGGUCCACACAAUAUCCGCCGCCUACGAGACGCUCCGUCAAGCCGUUCCAGCUUACGCCAGUACACAAAAACUCUCUAAACUCUCCGUGCUUCGAGUGGCCUGUUCCUAUAUACUGACGUUAAGCAGAAUGGCUGGCGAGGACUAUAGUGCUGAUCAAUCGGAGCCAUCCAUUGCAGAGUGCUUGGAAGCCGUAACGUCAACCAUUCAGACAGAAGGAAAGGUGAAACGGAAGAAGGACGAGUGAUCUGUCCAGUUUAGUCGAUAGACACAUGUUAAGACUAUUAAUGCGACUGAUUACAGCUACUGUUACUAAUCAUCAAGUUUGCUUAAGCUAAGGAUAAUCCUGCAUACAGCAUUCCUACUGUUAAAAAUAGUUGAGUCCACAAGUGGCCAUAUAGCUUUAAAAGUUUUCAAGGCUUUGUUUAUUUAUACAAACUGGAUAAGAUUUAUGUGGAUAAAAGGGGAAACCAUUAAUGUGCGAAAUAUACUUUUUAGUAUGCAUUCAUAUUUAAUGAACCAUAUUUUGAUAUUUUUAAAAAAUAAGUACCAGCAGGUACAGAAAAUAGUCAACACCAACAAAUUGAAAAGACAAGACAUCGUAAUCGUUAUCUUAAAACUUUAAAUGACAAUAAUGUUAUCAAGAUUUUUGUUUUAAACAGGACUCCUAUUUUUAUGAUUUAAAACACUAAACAAAUUUAAAAUUAUAAGAGGAACUUUUGCCAAAAUGGGUACAUUUUACUAUACCUUUUAGACAAUUUAGGAUUUAUUAUGAAUAAAAUUAUGUAUUUUUACAGAUACCUCUAAACUAAGCACCUUCUUGGAAAACUAUACAAUGUUUUUGACAAGCAAUAAACUACGUUUUUUAUAUAUGUGAGUUAUGCGAUCAACUAGAUUACUUUAUUUGCAAAUGGAUAGCGGAAAUUAAAAAAAAUAAUGUUUAUGAAUAUUUUCAUGCUGUCGUAAAGAAGCUGUAGUUUGGUUUAUCCACCAAACUAAAUUUAAAAACCUCAAAUAUUUCAUUCUGUGUAUACUUAUUUAAGUCCAAUUAUCUUAAACUCCCAAUUUGUAAUCUCAUUGUUUUAUAUACAUACAUGGGGUGGUAAAAAAAACUUACUUUCACCGGUUUUAUUAUUGUAGAUUUUGGUGUGCAAUAAAUGUUAUUGAAAUUAUAUUUUAAGCUUUAGGCGUUACAUAAUGGGUUUAAACUUUCAGCAACAGAUCGUAUGAGUGAUAAACUUUCAAGGCAAUUCGCGGAGCUUAAACGCAUUUCUUCUAACAAAUGCCUUAAUUGCACUAAUGCACAUAGUAAAGCCCGUGAGAGUAGGGUUUUAAAAUAUUUAUACAAAUUAGACUGUCCCAAUGUAGAUAUUCAUACGCAUAAGUGCCAUAGAAUAGGAAAAUAUAAAAAUCUGACUGUCAAGGAAAUUUAAUAUUUUUUUCGGGUUGUGUUGUAAAUUGUUCGCGAAAGUCCGUAUGGGGUUGACGAUGAUCCAUUAGUCACUCUGGUACGAGUGCACUGACGAUUGCAAGCAAGCACAAACACCAAAUGGAGGUGACGAUGCUAAGGAGUAAUUUAUGUCUAUACGUUAAAUAAUCUUAUCGUUUGCAACAAGCUAUUUGGUGGUAUUAUAAACUCAACAGGUGCGCACAGAACGGCGGGCGAUCAAUCCGAGUACAUCUGAACGCAUCUACGUUAUUAUAAAUGCGUUUUGGCACACCACAGACCCCUUAUCAGGUUCAGAAAUAUGUUUGUCAGCUUAUCAAGCAGGCGCAAAGUUUACCGAUAUCACAGUUAGUACAUGCGCACCCAUGACGUAUUUAGAAACAACACAGCUUGGUUACCUAUGCAAAUGAAUAAUAAAGUGCCUGAAUCUAGUUGACCCAGUGCAAUAUCCAGCACAAAUUACAUCAGCUUAAAAUCCGAUAGAAAACAGGUUACCUUCAGCAGUUUCUGAUCAGCAUAUAAUAACUAAAGCAUAGGCGUUAUUCAACAAAAGUCAGGUGGUUAAGCUUGCACUGGCUUUUAUUUCAGUAUACCCAAAUCACCAUGUUCGUUGUUCUUAAACCUAUUUAAGCAAAGUUUUAUAUAUACAGUAUUAUAACAGUUGAACAGAUUUUUUACCAAUCAUUUAAUCAAUGAACCGUCUUACUCAGCUGUUCAACAUUAAUAAGAAACAGGGUGGCCCUCGAAAAGCUUGCGUCCUAAAAUGGCUUAAUG
This is a messenger RNA of Drosophila gunungcola (fruit fly), 3538 nucleotides long. It is a transcript of the gene net, whose product is annotated as transcription factor atoh8. Gene Ontology annotation, molecular function: DNA-binding transcription factor activity; protein dimerization activity. The record is from RefSeq and is a predicted model, not a curated record. NCBI's taxonomy places the organism in Eukaryota, Metazoa, Arthropoda, Insecta, Diptera, Drosophilidae. Bases 473 to 1564 code for a protein of 363 amino acids. The transcript is spliced from 2 exons.